Mucor velutinosus is the source of this 315-nucleotide messenger RNA. RefSeq lists its product as uncharacterized. Bases 1 to 315 code for a protein of 104 amino acids. The transcript is spliced from 2 exons. NCBI's taxonomy places the organism in Eukaryota, Fungi, Mucoromycota, Mucoromycetes, Mucorales, Mucoraceae. The record is from RefSeq and is a predicted model, not a curated record.
AUGCUUCAACAACCUCCUCCUUCCUAUAAUUUCACCAUUACUCGACCACAUCAAUUGCCAUUGCCCUCUAAAAACGUCAUCAACCGAAUUCCCUCCAUACUUAUUGACUUUACCGCCAUGACAUUAUGCGAUUUGAUAAGGACCAGAAAUAACCAGCACAAGAAAACUCGUUCCUUGCCAGAGCUCGUGUUCUUUGUUCAAAAAGUAACGCAUCAAGCCAACAUCAAUGUGAGAACACUGCUUGUCGCAUUGAUCUAUCUGAAGAGAGCCAAAUCAAAUCUACCAAAAAGAGCCAUUGGCAGUGAUGGUAAAUAA